UCAAGAGACGACUCAAGCUAGACCAGCAAAUCCAUAUUCCUUUUUCUCUCCAUCUAGUUCAAGCAAGCAACACACUCAGUUCUCUUAACGCUAAAACUCUCUCGAUCUCAAUAUGAUCACAAAGGCACCAGCAGAAGAACACCCGGUGAAGGCCUUUGGCUGGGCUGCUACAGACCAGUCUGGCCAUCUCUCUCCGUUCAACUUCUCUCGAAGGGCAACAAACGAUGAUGAUGUAAGGUUUAAGGUGUUGUAUUGUGGAAUCUGUCACAGCGACCUUCACAGCAUCAAGAACGAUUGGGGCAUCUCAACUUACCCUAUUGUUCCUGGGCACGAAAUCGUUGGAGAAGUCACAGAAGUGGGGAGCAAGGUGAAGAAAGUUAAAGUGGGAGAGAAAGUGGGUGUUGGAUUCAUCGUCGGUGCAUGCCACUCCUGCGAGAACUGCAACAAUGACCUUGAAGUUUAUUGUUCAGAAAUGUUGUUCACCUACAAUUCCGUUUACCACGACAAAACAAUCACAUAUGGAGGCUACUCAGACACAAUGGUAGCUAACGAGCGCUACAUCGUUCGCUUCCCCGAAAACAUGCCACUUGACGCCGGAGCUCCACUCCUAUGUGCUGGAAUCACAGUUUACAGUCCCCUAAAAUAUUUUGGUCUUGUCGAGCCGGGUAAGCAUAUUGGGAUUGUCGGCCUGGGUGGCCUUGGCCAUCUCGCUGUUAAAUUUGCAAAGGCUUUUGGGGUCAAAGUGACGGUAAUUAGCAGCUCCAUUACCAAGAAGGACGAAGCCUUGGAACAUUUUGGUGCUGACUCAUUUUUAAUUAGCCGUGACCAAGAACAAAUGCAGGCUGCCAUGAACACAAUGGAUGGUAUCAUCGAUACGGUAUCUGCUGUGCACCCAAUUUUGCCAUUAAUAGGUCUGUUGAAGUCCCAUGGAAAACUUGUUUUGCUGGGUGCGCCGGACAAGCCGCUCGAGCUACCAGUCUUUCCUCUGCUUUUGGGAAGGAAGAUGGUUGUGGGGAGUGCUUUGGGCGGAAUGAAGGAGACACAAGAGAUGAUUGACUUUGCGGCAAAACAUAACAUCACGGCGGACAUUGAGGUUAUUUCGAUGGAGUACGUGAACACGGCAAUGGAGCGCCUUGCUAAGGGUGAUGUUCGGUACCGAUUUGUAAUCGACGUUGGAAACACGUUGGCUGCUACCAAGCCUUGAAGACCCAAAAAAAAAUUAAAAAAAUUUAUCUACUUUUGUACUUUCAAUUCGAAUAACCUUCAGUAAAAUGAAAAGUUGGAACAUUCCUACCA
Molecule: messenger RNA, 1296 nt
Organism: Alnus glutinosa
Lineage: Eukaryota; Viridiplantae; Streptophyta; Magnoliopsida; Fagales; Betulaceae
Product: probable mannitol dehydrogenase
Exons: 5
Coding region: 113-1204 (363 amino acids)
Biological process (GO): lignin biosynthetic process
Molecular function (GO): cinnamyl-alcohol dehydrogenase activity; zinc ion binding
Source: RefSeq, a predicted model, not a curated record